Molecule: messenger RNA, 4278 nt
Organism: Anguilla rostrata (American eel)
Lineage: Eukaryota; Metazoa; Chordata; Actinopteri; Anguilliformes; Anguillidae
Product: diacylglycerol kinase delta-like
Exons: 28
Coding region: 495-3749 (1084 amino acids)
Biological process (GO): diacylglycerol metabolic process; intracellular signal transduction; lipid phosphorylation
Molecular function (GO): protein heterodimerization activity; ATP-dependent diacylglycerol kinase activity; protein homodimerization activity
Source: RefSeq, a predicted model, not a curated record
CACUCCAGCGGAUGAGGGAGGGGUCUGUAGCCCACGGCCCCUCUCAGAGCGCAGCAGUGCGAGUCUCUGGCAGCACGGCGCUUGUGUGGGGAAUGCAGAGAGCGAGGCCGCAGCCGGUUCUGUUUCCUUACCGGAGAACGGGGAGCCCACUGCCAGAACCAAGACGGGAACCCGCCUUCACUGCCCUGGAGUAGGAGGGAUACCAGCCUUUCCCCAACCCACGGGGAGAUACCAGCCAUUGUGCCCCGGCUGGGACAGAUAGCGGCUUCUCUGCCCCGCGGACAUCAAGAGGAGCAGCAGCUGCGAUCGCUAACCCACACUUGAGCCCCGGCUGGAGGAGCUGCCAGCCCGGCCGUGUCUGUCUGGCCCGUGGAGACGGCAGGCUGUCCGCGGCGCGCGCCUGGGGGAGCCGGGAGAGAGCCGGAGGCCGGGUCGCUCUGAGAAUCAUCACGCCGUGCCGGAAGCUGAUCCUGUGUGCGGAGAACAGGAAGGAGAUGGAGGACUGGAUCGCCGCCGUGCGCAGCGUGCAGAACCGCGAGCACUUCGAGUCCACCCAGUACAGCAUGGACCACUUCUCGGGGAUGCACAACUGGUACGCCUGCUCGCACGCGCGCCCCACCUACUGCAACGUGUGCCGCGAGGCGCUGUCGGGGGUGACCUCACACGGCCUCUCCUGCGAAGUGUGCAAGUUCAAGGCGCACAAACGCUGCGCCGUCCGGGCCACCAACAACUGCAAGUGGACGACGCUGGCGUCCAUCGGGAAGGACAUCAUCGAGGACGAGGACGGGAUCUCCAUGCCCCACCAGUGGCUGGAGGGCAACCUGCCGGUCAGCGCCAAGUGCAGCGUCUGCGACAAGACCUGCGGCAGCGUGCUGCGCCUGCAGGACUGGCGCUGCCUCUGGUGCAAGGCCAUGGUGCAUUCGGUGUGUAAGGAGCAGUUGUCCUCUAAGUGUCCGCUGGGGCAGUGCAAGGUGUCCGUUAUCCCCCCCACAGCCCUCAACAGCAUCGACUCUGACGGCUUCUGGAAGGCCAGCUGCCCCCCCUCCUGCACCAGCCCCCUCCUCGUCUUCGUCAACUCCAAGAGCGGAGACAACCAGGGCGUCAAGUUCCUGCGGCGCUUCAAGCAGCUGCUCAACCCCGCGCAGGUCUUCGACCUGAUGAACGGGGGGCCGCACCUGGGUCUGCGGCUCUUCCAGAAGUUUGACACGUUUCGGAUCCUGGUGUGUGGGGGAGAUGGAAGUGUGGGCUGGGUCCUGUCAGAGAUCGAUACACUGACUCUGCACAAGCAGUGCCAGCUGGGCGUGCUGCCGCUGGGCACGGGGAACGACCUGGCGCGCGUGCUGGGGUGGGGCUCCGCCUGCGACGACGACACGCAGCUGCCGCAGAUCCUGGAGAAGCUGGAGAGGGCCAGCACCAAGAUGCUGGACAGGUGGAGCAUAAUGGUGUAUGAGACCAAGUUUCCACGGCAACACUCCAGCUCCACGGUGACGGAGGACUGCAGCGACGACUCGGAGGUGCAGCAGAUCCUCACCUACGAGGACUCAGUGGCCGCUCACCUGUCCAAGAUCCUCACCUCAGACCAGCAUUCUGUGGUCAUUUCAUCUGCAAAGGUGCUGUGUGAGACAGUGAAGGACUUCGUGGCUCGGGUAGGAAAGGCGUAUGAAAAAACUCCGGAGAGCUCUGAAGAGUCGGAAACCAUGGCCAAGAAGUGUGGAGUGCUGAAGGAGAAGCUGGACUCGCUGCUGAAAACGCUGAAUGAGGAGGCGCAGGCCUCCACGGUCCUGUCCACCCCGCCCCCCACCAUCGAGGAGGAGCAGGAGGAGGGGGAGGGCGUGCUGGUGCCCCCCCACUCCACACCCCCGGCGCCGUGCUCGCCCCGAGCCACGUCGGCCAUCUUCAAGCCCCGCGAACAGCUCAUGCUCCGAGCCAACAGUCUGAAGAAAGCCAUCCGACAGAUCAUUGAGCACACAGAGAAAGCGGUGGAUGAGCAGAACGCUCAGACGCAGGAGCAGAUCUUCGCUCUGGCGCCGGAGGAAGAGGUGGUAGAGGAAGAAGAGGAGGAUGACGAGGAGUGCCGGGUUGAGGACAAGCUGUCGCUGCAGUCCUCGUACAGCGGGAACGCAAAGGGGCAUCCUGCACGCAGAGCGUCUAAAUCACCAUGCGAGAAGCUCAUCCGCAAGGGUAGCCUGCCCUUGGGCAGCUCCGCCUCACUGCCGGCGCAAACAGGAAGCCGGGACAACAUGCCAAUGCUCAACACCAAGAUAUUAUACCCAAGUCUCAGGGCGGGGAUGUCCGGAUCCCUCUCCACCAGUUCUGUAAUCAGCAGGUUGCUGGUCAACGCCGACCCGUUCAACUGUGACCCGGAGAACCUUGACUGUUACACAGAAAAGUGUGUCAUGAAUAAUUACUUUGGAAUUGGGCUCGACGCAAAAAUCUCUCUGGACUUCAACAACAAGCGAGACGAGCACCCGGAGAAGUGCAGGAGCCGCACAAAGAACAGGAUGUGCUACGGAGUCCUGGCCACCAAGGAGCUGCUCCACCGGACAUACAGGAACCUGGAGCAGAGGGUGCUGCUGGAGUGUGACGGGCGGCCCAUCCCCCUGCCCAGCCUGCAGGGCAUCGCCGUGCUCAACAUACCCAGCUACGCCGGCGGGACCAACUUCUGGGGCGGGACCAAGGAGGACGACACCUUCACGGCUCCCUCCUUUGACGAUAAGGUGCUGGAGGUGGUGGCCGUGUUCGGCAGCAUGCAGAUGGCCGUGUCGCGUGUGAUAAACCUGCAGCACCACCGCAUCGCUCAGUGUCGCACAGUAAAGAUCACCAUUCUUGGGGACGAGGGUGUGCCAGUGCAGGUGGAUGGAGAGGCCUGGAUCCAGCCCCCUGGAUACAUCCGGAUUAUCCACAAGAACCGGACGCAGACUCUAACCAGGGACAGAGCCUUUGAGAACACGCUGAAGUCUUGGGAGGACAAGCAGAAGUGUGAGUUCCCCCGGCCGUCGUCCCAGCAUGCACUGCAGCCUGAGACCGUGUCUGAAGAGGAGGCGGCUCAGAUCAAUCUGUUUGGCCAGGCAGCUGGAGCGCUCAUACACAGUAUCCGGGAGAUUGCGCAGUCUCAGCCCAGUCUGGAGCAGGAGCUGGCUCAUGCAGUGAACGCCAGCUCUAAGGCCAUGGACGUGGUGUACGCCAAGAACACAGAGCAGAGUCUGAACUGCAGCGUUGUGGUUCAGAUGGUGAGCAACGUUAAAGCCCUUCAUAACGAGACAGAGCUGCUUCUGGCCGGGAAGAUGUGCCUGUUGGACCCUCCUCAGAAGGAGCAGCUAAGCGAUGCCCUGGGCAGUGUGGGUGUGCAGCUGCGCAGACUGGCAGACAUCGCCUGGCUGUGCCAACUCAUCGAACCCUCAGACGAUGAGGUGCACCUCGUGGACUUCUCCAAGCGCAACCGCAGUGCCAAAUUCCGCCUUGUGCCCAAAUUCAAGAAGGACAAGAACAAUAAGAACAAGGAAACCAGUGCCAGCCUGGGGCUGCCAGUGCACCAGUGGGGCAUAGAGGAGGUAGCAGCCUGGCUGGAGCUCAUCUGUCUCACAGAGUACAAGGAGAUCUUCAUCAGCCAUGACGUCCGUGGUGCCGAGCUUCUGCAGCUGGAGAGACGCGACCUGAAGGAUCUGGGGGUGACUAAAGUGGGUCACAUGAAGCGGAUUCUGCAGGGGAUCAGGGAGCUCAGCCGAAACAGCAGCGCCAGCGAGGCCUAGCGCCCUGCUCCCCGGCCCGCCCCGGCCCUGCCCGGGCCCCGUCAGCCCGUCGAACGCACGCAGUGCUGCUGUCCUCACAGGGACCAAACACGUCGCAGACCUCCAGAAUCAUGAACCUCAGCAAAUACUGAGCGGACCAAUUAAAUCAGUGCCUUUCCUCCCCCCAGCCUGGAGCAAACCAGCCUACACUGCCCCUGACCUCUCACCCAGAUUCUCCCUGUAAUAUGAACUCAGACCCGUUACUCCUGACUCUACCUGGUAGUCUCACCCAAAUUCGGUGUCUGCAUUUCACUGACUGGUUCCCAUUGAACACUGCCACCUGCAGGGAGAUCAGGGAGUUGUUGCCUUGAUCGGAACUUCUUGAUCGGUAUUCUGAUAGUUGGAAUGGGAAGAGGAUGUAUAUUAUUAUAAUUGACUGUAGGGGGUGCUGUAGUUCAUUGUGUUCUCAUUACACCUACAGACUGAACCUAGAAAAAAACUGAAAAAGAACUGACUGAAACGUUUUGUAUUAAAUAUAUUUAUUUCUGUA